This is a messenger RNA of Cladophialophora immunda, 639 nucleotides long. RefSeq lists its product as uncharacterized. The record is from RefSeq and is a predicted model, not a curated record. The coding region runs from base 1 to 639 and encodes 212 amino acids. The transcript has a single exon. NCBI's taxonomy places the organism in Eukaryota, Fungi, Ascomycota, Eurotiomycetes, Chaetothyriales, Herpotrichiellaceae.
AUGUUCCGAGGCAACAGAGGCCAGAACUUCGGGCCUCCCAUGGAUCCCUAUCACGGCUCUAACAACCCCAAUUACGGCCCCGGAUACGGCCCUGGGUAUGGCCCUGGGUACGGCAACACAUACAUCUACAACGAGGAUAGAGGCUAUGGUUGCAACAACUGUGGCCGCCUCCGAUGCAGAGGCUGCAGCGGCUUCGGAUUCGGCCGGCGUGGUCGAGUCGGCUUGAUCGGCGGCCUCAUCGGCCUUGUCGCUGACCAUCAGAACAACAAGCACGAGCAGCGGCAGAUGGACGCCGACAGACGCAUGGAGCGGGAUAUGCAGUGGGGAUCUCCACAAGGGUAUGCGUCUGGACGUGAGCCCGGCCGCGACGGUGGUCGAGGUGUUUCGGGCCCAGGCCAGAACGACCGACAGCCGCCGCGCGACGACAGAAGAUCUCGCGACGUGAGACCGGACGACAGGAGUGACAGUGAGGAAGAGCUUGACGGGUAUGGAAACGGAGCUGCCCGCGAUUACUACGAGAAGCCUCGUCGGAAUGUGCAAGAGCAAGGGCGACGAGAUGGUCAGGAACAGCGCGGGUGCGAGCAACGAAGGGAUGCUCGGCUACCUUCCUACCAGGCUGCGAUGGAUGAGAAGAACUAG